CUAAUUUACCCUCAACCAUUUCCCAAAAUCCCCAACGAACAUACCCUCAGGAAGUCGUUUUCAGAAAACGAGAAUGGGAUUCCAAACUUAACAAAGCUAGAGAAACACUUGUACGUGCAAAACAAAGACACUUUAUUUGACGACAAUAACAAACUCAAAACUAUUAUUAAUAACCAAAUGGCACUAAUACGCAAAGUCAUCAACACGGACGGUAUAAAACAAAUCGAGAAAAUUAUUUCUGAUGUCAAUUAUAUGAAACAACACAUAGAACACGGACAGCUAUUAACCAAACUCUUGAUCAGAGGAGAAACAGUAAUAUACGAUAUACACUUUCAAUUAGACGAACUGCUAAAUACCAAGACAAGAUUUAUCAAGAAUUAUGCACAAACAUUGGGACAUAGAAUCCUAAAUACUGUAAUAGAAUCAAAAGCUGAAAAUUUUCAAUUCAUACUAGACAUAGCAGACUUGUCAAUAUUCAUUAUCAGCAAUAAACUCUUCUUUAAAAUAUCUGUACUAAUUAUUCUUGACAAAGAAUGGGAUAUAGUCACCACUUGUCAACACCAAAUUUUCUUAGUCUCAGAAAUGGUAUAUAUAAAUACUGAUAAUGAGUACAUAACAACUCACUGUAAGAAAAGCAGAGGAACAACACUUCGCAGACAAACUAUGUAUUCACUUGCUAUGCUGUAA
Heterotrigona itama is the source of this 687-nucleotide messenger RNA. NCBI's taxonomy places the organism in Eukaryota, Metazoa, Arthropoda, Insecta, Hymenoptera, Apidae. The record is from the annotation of a GenBank genome assembly.